Mangifera indica (mango) is the source of this 1402-nucleotide messenger RNA. Its product is annotated as protein SGT1 homolog B-like. The coding region runs from base 104 to 1180 and encodes 358 amino acids. NCBI's taxonomy places the organism in Eukaryota, Viridiplantae, Streptophyta, Magnoliopsida, Sapindales, Anacardiaceae. The record is from RefSeq and is a predicted model, not a curated record. Gene Ontology annotation, cellular component: nucleus; cytoplasm. Gene Ontology annotation, biological process: protein stabilization; defense response to fungus. The transcript is spliced from 10 exons. Gene Ontology annotation, molecular function: protein-folding chaperone binding.
AGGUUAGUUGUUGUCAUCUUCUGCUAUCGUCUUUUGCACUAAACAGUAGCUCCAGUUCUCUUCUAGACCCUUCUUUUCUUUGCCUUCCCGUUCCAUCUCUGUAAUGGAUACCGAUCUCGAAAGGAAAGCCAAAGAGGCCUUCAUCGACGACCAUUUCCAGCUUGCAGUUGAACUCUACUCCAAAGCCAUCGAUGUUAGCCCUAACAACGCUGAAUUGUAUGCUGACCGUGCUCAGGCCAACAUCAAACUCGAAAGUUUUACUGAGGCUGUGGCGGAUGCGAACAAAGCGAUUGAGUUGGACUCUUCAAUGGCCAAAGCCUACUUGCGUAAGGCCAUUGCAUGCAUGAAGCUUGAGGAAUAUCAGACGGCUAAGUCAGCAUUGGAAACUGGUUCUGCUCUGGCGCCAGGAGAAUCAAGAUUCACCAAAUUAAUAAAAGAAUGCAUUGAUUGCAUAGCGGAGGAAUGUGGUGAUUUGCAAAAGGAUGUAUUGGAAAAGACUCCAUCGGAUGAAUCUACAAAGGGUGCUCAGCCAGAGAUAGACCUUUCCAACCAGGAGCCAAUGAUACCAGCAGCCAAACCAAAAUUCAGGCAUGAAUAUUACCAGAAGCCAGAGGAAGUGGUUGUGACCAUAUUUGCUAAGGGGACUAAAAAUGUUUCUGUUGACUUUGGUGAACAGAUACUAAGUGUUAGCAUUGAUGUUCCUGGUGAAGAGCCGUAUCAUUUUCAACCUCGCUUAUUUGGAAAGAUAAUACCUGCCAAGUGCAGAUAUGAUGUCUUGUCUACCAAAGUGGAAAUCCGUCUCGCAAAAGCUGAAACAAUACACUGGACAACUCUAGAAUUCACCAAGGAAAAUACAGUUUUGCGAAGGGUUAAUGUAUCAUCUGUUAGUGGAGCUCAACGACCUACUUACCCAUCCUCAAAACCUACAAAAGAUUGGGAUAAGCUUGAAGCUCAAGUGAAGAAGGAGGAAAAGGAUGAGAAGCUAGAUGGUGAUGCAGCAUUAAACAAGUUUUUCAGGGGCAUUUAUGCCGACGCUGAUGAGGACACAAGAAGAGCCAUGAAAAAAUCUUUCGUGGAGUCAAAUGGGACAGUGCUCUCCACAAACUGGAAAGAAGUUGGUUCCAAGAAGGUAGAAGGAAGUCCUCCAGAUGGUAUGGAAAUGAAGCAAUGGGAGUACUAAACUCUCUAAUCGAACAUAACUGUAAUUUAGAGUUUGAUUUUUUGUCUGUUGAAAUUUGUGAUGGCUUGUUGAGAGACUCCAUUUUAUUAUCUGUUGCUGGUUGUGUUCCAAUGUCUAGAUUUAAUCAUCAUGUACAUUUUCGUUGUUUGCUUUUAUAUUUUAGAGGUUUGGUGUUGAUGUUGAAACUUGAAAUGAAUUUUAAUCUCGUCACUUGUUUGUUGA